Messenger RNA from Contarinia nasturtii (swede midge), 922 nucleotides. RefSeq lists its product as uncharacterized. The record is from RefSeq and is a predicted model, not a curated record. Lineage: Eukaryota; Metazoa; Arthropoda; Insecta; Diptera; Cecidomyiidae. The coding region runs from base 70 to 918 and encodes 282 amino acids. The transcript is spliced from 2 exons. Gene Ontology annotation, molecular function: protein binding.
CCGAUCAAACCUCAUCGAUUUUUUUUUUCAAGUUCAAAAAAAUUGUGAAAUAUUUUCAAUCGAAAUAAAAUGGAAGUCGUAGUUAUUUUGUAUUGGAUACUUUGGGGUGUGAUUCCCGCAUUGGGUCAGCAGUUAACGGAUUGCGUUUAUAUAAACCAUCGCCAGGAUUCGGUGCAAUUAAUUUGUGACAAUUUCAACACCGGUUUCGACACAAGAGAUGAUUGUUUUUCGAAGAAAUUUCCGAUGGGUUGGGUGAGAUUACUUGAAGGUGACAGCAUAAAAGUUGGUGGUUACGGAUGUGGUAGCGACGUAUUAAAGUUUGUGAGUAAUUCGUGGCGUGAAUUUGAUAUAUCCACAAUUGGUAUUUCGGAACUUCCUACAGUUUGUAUUGAUGAUGUCGCCGGUCCAAAAUUACAAAAAAUGAAUGCAUCUCACAAUAAAAUCGCCGACAAUUCAAAACUAUCAUUUGCAAUGUGCCCCAAUUUGAAGGAGCUCGAUUUAUCAUACAAUAAGAUCAGUACAUUUAAUGCGAAAUUUCCAUCAGAUACACAAUUGGAAGCACUUCAUUUGGAAAACAAUCAAAUUAAAAAAAUCGAAUUCAACGUACCAUUCACACAACUUCGUUAUUUAAAUGUAUCCAACAAUCAACUGCAGGAGGUCUUCGAUCAACAUUUUGUAUUCACCAGUUUGGAGACACUGAUUUUGGACGUUCAAAAAGUCACCGAAUUUUUGUCGACAAACGCAAAAUACGUGGUUAAGGAAUUGGGAAAUGCAUUCGGCAGUUUAGCGACUGGCAUUCGGAAUCGCAUGACAGAUGUUCAAGAGAAAAUGUCUGUUAUGUACAAAAAUUUUGUUGGACAUUUUAUUCGCGCUGCUUCUUAUGAACCAUUGGAUGGAGAAAAAUUAGUAAAAAACUAACACA